UUUUAAAUGGCCGCCUCCAUGAGUUGACAUUGAUGAGGUUGUGUAACACAACAUGGAUUGGUUCAAACAGUCAUCAAUUGCACGAAGAUACAACAAAUUCGCCAGCAGAUAUAGGAUAUUUAUUGAUGGAUUACCAUUUCUGAUGACCUUGCUCGUUGGAGGCCUAAUGCUAACAAGGUUUACGAAGAAACGCUAUGUUCGAGACAGUUUGCGUGUACCCACCAAAGAGGAGAUGUUGGAAGCAGGUGUUGACAUAGAUACAGAUCUAGCAUCAGCAAAGUUGGAGGAAGAGUUAAAGAAAAUAAAGGAAUCACUUGAUACUGAGAACUGGAAAAAUGUGCCACUUGAUAAAAAAUGACAGUUUAACAGCACCUGAGAAAUGAUGCAUUUCUGACUGGAUGAUGCUGAAAAGACAUCACCGAGACCUGAGUGUUUGAUUAAUUUAUUGGAGUGGAACUAACGUAAUUACCUUCAGCUUCAUCUUAAUAUUGAAAUGCUACCCUUUCAUGUUUACUGGGGACACAUGUCAAUUUUAUAGUGAAGCAACUUUCAGAGCAAGUGUUGAUGAUAUGUAUUUUUAUAUUAUUAAUGAUGUCUGAUUAAUGUUUACUGAAACUGUCAUGUUUGUGUGUUAUUUUACGACAGCUGGUUGAUUUCUGGUUACAGAAUGAUCACCAAUUAGUUUCUGAUGGAGAAGUUAUUGUACUUGCUUUGUGUCAAAACAGUUUGCCCAACUUUUUAAAUUUCAGUAUCAAACUAUGAGAAAAUCAUUUGUCCCUCAGACAAAAAUCUCAGCGAUAAGUAUUACUUGUCAAUGUAUUUUUCGCUUGUCUCGAUUUGUCAGUAUAAAAAGUUUUAAGCAAACUCAAUGAAAUUUCACUAUUUUUUCCAAAUAUAACCGAAAACCCUCCAUUUGCUAAUAUGGAACCACCCUGUAUACAUUAUAGACUUGUGUAAAUAUUGAUGCAUUUCAAAAGAAAUAUCAAAUUUCAGAAAAUCACGAAAUCUUAAAACUCCUCUAAAUAUGUCAUUCUUAAAUAAAAACAAAUCACCUUUUCUGAAAAUUGACAAGAAAAUAAAUCAGAUUUAUUAUAGAAAUAAUACCAAUUUAGACAUAAACUAAUUUGUAAAUAAUUUGGGGAAGCAAUAAAGAUUUUAUAUCUAUUUCUCAAAAUAUAAGGUUUUUAACACAAAAAAACAAAAACCCGGCAAAAAUUAGAAUCCAUGUAAUUUGUAGGUUGUGUUAAGAUAUCCAUACGAACUGCAACUUUAUACUAGAUUUGGUUGCAAUAGCAUUUUACUUUUUCAGAAAUAAGCUAUGUCGCCGCCGUCAGAAAGUUAACACCACAAAGUCUCACUGAAUUCUUAGGCCAGACAAAAGCCAAAUUCUGUACAAAUCCACACUUUUACCAGGGUGAGGUAUCCUUUCCCUUAUCCUGUACAAAUCCACACUUUUACCAGGGUGAGGUAUCCUUUCCCUUAUCCUGUACAAAUCCACACUUUUACCAGGGUGAGGUAUCCUUUCCCUUAUCCUGUACAGAUUAAUACACUUUUACCAGGGUGAGGUAUCCUUUCCCUUAUCCUGUACAAAUCCACACUUUUACCAGGGUGAGGUAUCCUUUCCCUUAUCCUGUACAGAUUAAUACACAUUUACCAGGGUGAGGUAUCCUUUCCCUUAUCCUGUACAGAUUAAUACACAUUUACCAGGGUGAGGUAUCCUUUCCCUUAUCCUGUACAGAUUAAUACACUUUUACCAGGGUGAGGUAUCCUUUCCCUUAUCCUGUACAAAUCCACACUUUUACCAGGGUGAGGUAUCCUUUCCCUUAUCCUGUACAGAUUAAUACACAUUUACCAGGGUGAGGUAUCCUUUCACCCUCCGUGAUGUGGUUAUACAGGACUAGUCCUGACGUGGUUUAUAUGUAUAUAGGCCAACUCAAAGAGCAGUUUUCAUGUCUUUCACAUAUAUAACAGUGAAAAUGUUUAAGAGAAUGUUUGAGAAUGAAUCUCAAGCCUCAGAGGUCGGUCUAAAAUUGACAAAUCUAAAUCCUCAUUCAACAAUUGAAGAUUUAUAACCUGGUGGCUUGUGAUUCGUUCAUCUCGUGUAUAAAUGGAUAAAAAACCUAUUUGAUAGUGAUGUGUGAAUGUAAGAUGUUUGUGAUUUAUAAUAAUGAUAAUUCAUUCUGAAGAUGAAAUAAAUUAUUACAACAUCAUAA
Molecule: messenger RNA, 2213 nt
Organism: Pecten maximus
Lineage: Eukaryota; Metazoa; Mollusca; Bivalvia; Pectinida; Pectinidae
Product: cytochrome c oxidase assembly protein COX16, mitochondrial-like
Exons: 4
Coding region: 53-358 (101 amino acids)
Cellular component (GO): mitochondrial membrane
Source: RefSeq, a predicted model, not a curated record